Molecule: messenger RNA, 2166 nt
Organism: Suillus subaureus
Lineage: Eukaryota; Fungi; Basidiomycota; Agaricomycetes; Boletales; Suillaceae
Product: Ndufs1, NADH-ubiquinone oxidoreductase 75kD subunit (775)
Exons: 12
Coding region: 1-2166 (721 amino acids)
Biological process (GO): ATP synthesis coupled electron transport
Cellular component (GO): membrane
Molecular function (GO): NADH dehydrogenase (ubiquinone) activity; iron-sulfur cluster binding
Source: RefSeq, a predicted model, not a curated record
AUGUUACGCUUGGUUUCGCGGCCCUCCUCAACGGGGCGACUCGGGAAGGUCGUUUGCUCUGGUGCUCCACAUGGAGGCCGCAGGUCCAUAGCGUCCACGUCCGCGCGUCAAGCUGACAUCACUCUCACUGUUGACGGGAAGGAGGUAACGGUCCCCAAGGUACGGUCCGCGUUGAUUCAAGCUUGCGAGGCUGCUGGUGCUACGAUUCCUCGGUUUUGCUACCAUGAUAGACUCGCAAUUGCUGGUAACUGCCGUAUGUGUCUGGUUGAGGUCGAGCGUUCCCCAAAGCCAGUAGCAUCAUGUGCUAUGCCGGCUAUGCCUGGUUCCAAGGUGUUCACAAAUACCCCACUGGUUCAUGAAGCUCGCGAGGGUGUCAUGGAAUUCCUUCUAGCCAACCACCCACUCGACUGCCCUAUUUGUGACCAGGGUGGCGAAUGUGACCUUCAGGACCAGUCCAUGCGAUACGGCUCUGAUCGCACGCGUUUCCACGAAAUCACGGGCAAACGUGCAGUAGAGAACAAGGACCUUGGACCUCUUGUUAAGACUUCCAUGAACCGUUGCAUUCAAUGUACUCGGUGUGUCCGGUUUGCCAACGAGGUUGCUGGUGUCGAGGAGCUUGGUACAACGGGUCGUGGUAAUGACCUUCAAAUUGGCAUGUAUGUUGAGAAGACCAUGGACUCCGAACUUUCUGGCAACAUCAUCGAUCUUUGUCCCGUCGGUGCUUUAACAAGCAAACCAUACGCCCUCCACGCCAGACCAUGGGAACUAAAAAAUACUGAGUCCAUCGAUGUUAUGGAUGCCGUUGGUUCGAAUAUUCGCGUCGACUCUCGUGGUGUCCAGGUGAUGCGUAUCCAGCCUCGGACCAACGACGAAGUCAACGAGGAGUGGAUCACAAGGCGACCGUUUGUUGCAGCUUCGUGGGAGGAAGCUCUGCAAACAAUUGCAGAUGGUAUUGCCUCCUCGGGGGCUACUGGCAAUGAGAUUCAAGCCGUCGCUGGACACCUUGCUGACACCGAGUCUCUUGUUGCACUCAAAGACUUGAUCAACCGCCUAGGAUCAGACAAUCUUGCACUCGACCAGAUCAACGGCAGCGCACCGCCCCUACAUGGUGUUGAUGUUCGCUCCAAUUAUCUCUUCAACUCUACCAUCCCUGGUGUUGAGGAAGCCGACGCCAUCCUACUUGUUGGUACUAACCCACGCCACGAGGCUGCUGUCCUUAACUCUCGCAUUCGCAAGAGCUGGCUGCACACAAGUCUCGAGGUCGGCCUCAUCGGCGAGCGUACCGAUACGGCGUACGGUUACGACUACCUCGGAGCAGACUCCAAGGCUCUUGCUGACUUCAUUGCUGGCAAGGGAGCAUUCGCAGCCAAAUUCAAGGCAGCCAAGCGGCCCUUGAUCAUCGUUGGGAGCGCUCUUGCGGAGCAACCUGACGGUGCUGCUGCUUACAACGCGCUGGCCAAGUUUGUCGAGAAGAACAAAGAUUCGCUCAUUACCCCUGAGUGGAAUGGCUUCUCUGUCCUACAUAGGAUUGCCUCUAGACCUGCGGCAUACGAAAUUGGGUUUGUCCCCUCGAAGAAGGCCGCCAGUACCCAACCCAAAUUUAUCUACUUGCUUAAUGCAGAUGAAGUCGACCCCAAGUCUAUACCUGCAAAUGCUUUCGUCGUUUACCAAGGCCACCACGGAGAUCUUGGCGCCUCGCUUGCUGAUGUUUGCUUGCCUGCCGCAGCAUACACUGAAAAAGCUAUGACAUGGGUAAAUACGGAGGGUCGGUCUCAAGUAGGUCGUGCCGCUGUUCCCCCACCGGGCGCUUCCCGCGAGGAUUGGAAGAUCAUCCGUGCACUUUCAGAAGUUCUCGGUUCACCACUGCCCUACGAUGAUGUCCUGAGUUUGCGUGACCGCAUGUGGGAUAUCUCGCCCACUCUUGUCCGCUACGAUGUUGUAGAACGAACAUCUCCCGAAGUCGCUGUGGCAGGUCUUCAGACAAUAGCAGCCAAUACGGUAUCGGCAAAGGUCUCUGGCAAGCCCUUCCUCAAGCCCAUCUCCAACUUCUACCAAACCGACCCCAUCUCACGCGCCUCCGUCACUAUGGCACAAUGUACGCGCGCUUUUGUCAAGGGAGAGGACUACGGGUUCGGUGAAAAGGGCUCAGAAGCAGCUUAUGCGUGA